Messenger RNA from Saccoglossus kowalevskii, 1378 nucleotides. Its product is annotated as 15-hydroxyprostaglandin dehydrogenase [NAD(+)]-like. The record is from RefSeq and is a predicted model, not a curated record. NCBI's taxonomy places the organism in Eukaryota, Metazoa, Hemichordata, Enteropneusta, Harrimaniidae. Gene Ontology annotation, cellular component: cytoplasm. Gene Ontology annotation, molecular function: oxidoreductase activity, acting on the CH-OH group of donors, NAD or NADP as acceptor.
CCAAUAACAGUGUAGGGCUGAUGCGCGAGCGCUUCAUGGAAUGAAAGGUCUCGUUUGGCUGAAUUUAUAUAUAUGUAGAGGUGUAGGGGUGUAUAUGGGUUUGUGUGUAUAUUUGCGAUAUGAGCCCGAAAUGACAGUUGUUACAUCUUGUCUUAUUGCAGCUGCAUUCCGUAAAACGAAAGAACAUUUCGGACAGAUUGACAUCGUCUGCAACAACGCCAUGACAUACAACGACAAUGACGUGUCAACGUUUAUAGAAGUGCUAUUGAGUGCUGCCAUACGUGGCACCUAUCUUGGUGUUGAUUUCAUGGGUAAGACAAAUGGUGGCAAUGGAGGGUUAGUGAUAAAUACAGGUUCCAUGGCCGGACUGUGGCCAGUACCCAUAAUUCCAUGCUACUGUGCGGCCAAAGCUGGUCUCAUUCAUUUCACGCGUUCGGCUGCUGAAGAGCCUAUGCUUCAACAGAAUGGAAUUCGUAUUAAUGUGAUCUGUCUUGACAAUGUCGACGUGGGUCCACAUCGUUUUGAUGCUAUGAAACGAUUCAAAUACGGUCAGAUUUUGGAAAAUGUCACCAAAGAACGAAAGUCUUUAUCACUCUCCGAGGCAGUGAGUGGAUUCAUUCGUGUUAUAGAAGACGAAUCACUGAAUGGGUCUGUGGUGUCGCUACUUGUCGACAAAGGUUACGAAGUUAUGGAAUUCCCGGAAAUAACAAUGUCAUAAGUCAGAGAGAAUUGUUCUCUAUUCUGCACCUUAAAAGAUUAACGGACAAUUUGAUUUGAGCGUGAUUUUUGAAAAGUCUGCAUAUACGCUCGGGGGACCAUUGAGUUCGUAUGCUCGUCGUAGUUCGGUUUGUAUCACAUCCAAUCUUAGAGUCACCAGUAAAACUGCAUGCAAUGAAUCUUGAAAAAUCACGAUUGUUCAGAGAUUCGUUAUGAAUAAAUAACAUUAGUUCUAAAAUACACCCCAGGGAGUAGAGACACGCCCUGUGUAUGUUAUUCAUCAUUGUAUUCGAUUGUGGUCUGACAAUAUGGUGUGCUGAUGAACUGGUGUUAAAGAUAAUAACUAAGAAGAUUAGUCUGUCCUUGCUGUGUAUUUAAAAGAAUUGACCAGCAGACUACAUAAUAAUCAAUCCAAAAAUGGCAGCCAUGUACAGAACAGCUUUAUUGGCAUAAUCUAAAAAUAGCAUAGUUACUAAGUAACGUAGAGGGCGCUGUUGUCAAAUUAACUUGCAUAGUAAAGUACAUUACUAUUGUCAAGCUAUUCCCGUCCAUUUUAGUCAUUAGUGUGAUAUAUGCCUCAGUAACAUAUUAUAUUAACACGUUAUAUUAAUACAUACCUGCACGAUGUUUGAUUAUAAUAAAACAGAUAACACUUAAAGAU